Molecule: messenger RNA, 2378 nt
Organism: Engraulis encrasicolus (European anchovy)
Lineage: Eukaryota; Metazoa; Chordata; Actinopteri; Clupeiformes; Engraulidae
Exons: 2
Coding region: 1-1248 (415 amino acids)
Source: RefSeq, a predicted model, not a curated record
AUGGAGUCACUACAAAAAACCAGGGAGCUGAUAAGACAGGCCUAUGCUGAUGUUAAUGUGGAGGUGGCAGAGCAGCUGAAGAAUGAAGCAGAUGCUGUCAUUAACAUUAGUGUCUCCUUUGAUGGCACUUGGCAAAAGAGGGGAUUCACCUCUCACUGUGGCAUUGGUGUCUGCAUAGACAUUCUUACUGGCCUAGUGAUAGAUUAUGAGGUGCUGUCCUCCUACUGCCACUCCUGUGCCAUAAAAGAAAAUGCAAAGAAUGAGGGCAAGAUGACAGAGCAGGAGCUGACCAGCUGGAGGGAGACACACAGUGACUGCUCCAAAAACUUCACUGGCUCCAGCAAGGCAAUGGAGCAGGAAGCAGCAAAGAGAAUGUGGGCCAGAUCUGUCUCUCGUCACCAAAUGAGAUACACCGAGAUGCUAUCCGAUGGGGACAGUGCUGCUUUCAGAGAGGUGACGUCCCUUAACCCAUACCCUGGCCAUGAAAUUGUGAAGCUUGAAUGCAUUAACCAUGCACACAAGCGUAUGGGCACAGCACUGCGGAAGCUGUGCACAGAAAAGAGGUUGGGGGGCAAGGGUGUGGGAAAGCUAACAGCAAACAAAUGCAAAACACUCCAGAAUUACUACAGAGGGGCCAUUCUUAACAAUCAAGGGUCAUUGGAGAAAAUGAAGGCAGAGAUUUGGGCGGGUCUACUGCACUCCAUGUCAACAGAUGAAAAUCCACUCCACACAAGGUGCAGUCCAACGUGGUGUUGGUACCGCAGGGCAGAGGAGAGUAGUAGAACCCCAGAGAGCCACAAGGGACACUCUGCUAACUUUUUGUCGAAGGAGGUGGGGCAGCAGCUCCCAGUCUACCACCGCAUGUCAAGAGACAGCCUGCUGCAAAGGAUGCAGCAUGGUGGCACGCAGAAUGCAAACGAAUGUUUGAACUCUGUAAUUUGGGCCCGCUGUCCGAAAACAGUGUUUGUGGGUCGGAGCAGGCUGGCGGCAGCUGCGAGUAUGGCCAUAGCCACUUUUAAUGAGGGGGCCUCAGCCAUGCUGUCGGUCAUGGAGAGGCUGUGGCUUGAGAGCACCGUCAUCACGCUGAGUGAAAUGUCGGCCUCCGACACAGUCAGAGUGGCAAAGGCAGAGGCUACUCUGAAUGCAUCAUCCAAGCGUAAGCGCAAGGUUGUCAGUUCAGCAAAAAAAAUAAAAAGACACCAGCAGGAACUGAAAGAGGGGCCCACAUAUGGUGCUGGGAUGAGCUAAUAUGUUAUUAUUAAAGUGAUUCAUUGACAGUGUUGUGUUCCCAAGUUGUUGCACAGGCAUGUUAUAGUUUGGUUUGUCACUGCUUGUUUGUUAUUGUCUGUUUGUUUACUUCAUAAAUUGCUAUCCUGCGCCCAAUAUUUGUUCCAGCCAUUCACUGAACCAGUUGUUAAGUAAAAUAGCAUUCUUGAAGUGCACAUAUAUGGACCAAAACAGGUGAUUUCACUUCACAAUGGUGCAGUGAAUGGGUGGAAGAGAUAGGGGGUACAGGAUUACAACCUCGAAAGCCAGAUCACUGAUGAUGGUGCACUGUACAUGCCAUGUUGAUACCAUUUAUGAUAAAAUAAAAAAUAUUCACCUGUUAUAAAUGUAAUAGAGUAAUCAGUUUUAGUGUAAUACAUGCAUAUCUUCAUCCUGCAUUCAUCCUAAUGCCAUUUUUUAAUGUAUGUUGUGACUUUUAACAGAAAUUGUGAAGUCAAAUUGGGUUUGUAUGUGUUUGGUUUUAAAUUCCACUAAGAAAAAUACACGGGGGGAAAACAUAGAAAAAAUGGGUGGUAUUUAAGCUGUACCAAGUACCAAGCGAGUUAGCUGAUUAGUUAGAGCAGCGCGAUGUGGCUGAUCAGCGUCAGCUGCGCUCGUUUGUACUGAUCUGGUCUGCGCGCCAAAUUCAAGCGCAGGUGGUUUAAUUAGGCUGCUCAGCUCAGUUUGGGGAAACGCUGCUGAAAACCACAUGUACAAAAUUGCCGUGCUUGGUUAACAGUUUGAAGAUAUUGUGCAUACGUGACUCUGGAGACUGGGGAGGCAACCGGUUUUUUACCUAAUGGGCUGACCUGCUACUACCACGAAUUGUUCCUCCUGCUAACAAACUCAACUCAAUGAACUUGUGGCCCGAAUUUAAAUACAAAGAGAAAAAAGGAAAAGUCAAAAGGAAACAACUCUUGUCUUGUCUAGUCCUUUGAGUGGAAUCCAGUGCACCUUCAAACUCCACCAGAAGUCACUUCCUUUUUCGAGUUGGGGAAAAUGCACAAAUCAAAAUAACCACAUGAAAAAUCCAAGCAAACCCAGAACAACUUGACAGAAAUCUAUGGAUUUUUCCUAUACAAAUCUUUAACGGCCAUUUUCUCAAAAUGAGG